This is a messenger RNA of Fusarium keratoplasticum, 993 nucleotides long. RefSeq lists its product as uncharacterized. Gene Ontology annotation, molecular function: 4-hydroxy-tetrahydrodipicolinate synthase activity. NCBI's taxonomy places the organism in Eukaryota, Fungi, Ascomycota, Sordariomycetes, Hypocreales, Nectriaceae. The transcript has a single exon. The coding region runs from base 1 to 993 and encodes 330 amino acids. The record is from RefSeq and is a predicted model, not a curated record.
AUGACUACUUCCAACGGUGCUACAAACGGCUCUAAUGGCCACACUGGCCCUCGCCGCCCGCUUCCCACGGGUAUUUACGCCCCUGUCAUGACCUUUUUCGACCCCGAAACUGAGGAUCUCGACAUCCCCGUCAUCAAGAAGCACACGGUGCGACUGGCCAAGGCUGGCCUUGCUGGUCUCGUGACCAUGGGCUCCAACGGCGAGGCCGUCCACUGCACCCGCGAGGAAAAGGUUGCUGUCACUCAGGCCACCCGAGAAGCCUUGGACGAGGCCGGUUUCGAGUCUACCCCUAUCGUCUUUGGCGCCACCGAGGGCAGCGUCAGGGGCACCAUCGAGUUGUCCAAGUUGGCCUACGCUGCCGGCGCUGACUACACUCUUGUCCUUCCCCCCUCUUACUACCGUGCCCAGAUGGACGAGGAGGCCAUCUACAACUACUUCAUCGACCUCGCCGACGCCAGCCCCAUCCCCAUCAUCCUGUACAACUACCCUGGCGCCGUCUCUGGUGUCGACAUGGACAGCGAUUUCCUCAUCAAGCUCGCCAAGCACCCCAACAUCAUCGGCACCAAGUUCACAUGCGGUAGCACCGGCAAGCUCACCCGAGUGGCGGGCGCAAAGGACGCCAAGACUCCCUUCAGCGAAGGCUCUGGCUACAUGGCCUUUGGUGGUAUCGCCGACUUCACCAUCCAAACUCUCGUCAGUGGCGGCAGCGGAAUCAUUGCUGGCGGCGCCAACGUAAUGCCCAAGACAUGCGUGCACGUCUGGGACCUGUACGUCAAGGGCAAGCGGGAAGAGGCCGAGGCUCUCCAGAAGAAGCUGUCCAAGGGUGACUGGGUGCUCACCAAGGCUGCCAUCGCCGGCACCAAGUCGGCCAUCCAGAGCUACUUUGGCUACGGCGGAUACCCCCGACGGCCCCUCAAGAGGCUGUCUCCUGAGCAGACCAAGGCGAUCGAGGAGGGUGUCCGUGAGAUCAUGGAGAUUGAGAACUCGCUAUGA